This is a messenger RNA of Ochlerotatus camptorhynchus, 1606 nucleotides long. It is a transcript of the gene RtcB, whose product is annotated as RtcB RNA ligase. The record is from RefSeq and is a predicted model, not a curated record. Bases 63 to 1583 code for a protein of 506 amino acids. NCBI's taxonomy places the organism in Eukaryota, Metazoa, Arthropoda, Insecta, Diptera, Culicidae. Gene Ontology annotation, molecular function: RNA ligase (ATP) activity. The transcript is spliced from 2 exons. Gene Ontology annotation, cellular component: nucleus; tRNA-splicing ligase complex. Gene Ontology annotation, biological process: tRNA splicing, via endonucleolytic cleavage and ligation.
CUAACAAUUUCAUAAAGUUGUAGUUUAGUUCCUAGUGCGUGCGACCCGGUACAACUGGUAAAAUGGUGGUUCGCGAGUACAACGAGGAGCUUAAGUAUAUCGAGCGAAUUUCGCCGAACAGCUUCCUCAUCAAAAAGGGAUUCCAACCGAACAUGAAUGUGGAAGGAAUCUUCUACGCCAACAGCAAGCUCGAGAGGUUAAUGUUUGACGAAUUGCGAAAUUCCUGUCGCCCUGGCAUGACGGGUGGAUUCCUGCCGGGUGUGAAACAGAUUGCCAAUGUGGCGGCUUUGCCCGGUAUCGUUGGCCGAUCGGUUGGCCUCCCGGACAUCCACUCGGGGUACGGUUUUGCGAUCGGAAAUAUGGCCGCGUUCGAUAUGGGUGAUCCGACGUCGAUCGUAUCGCCGGGAGGUGUCGGUUUCGAUAUCAACUGCGGCGUGAGAUUGCUGCGCACGAAUCUGUUCGAAAAAGACGUGAAGCCAGUUCAAGAACUGUUGGCCCAAAGCUUGUUCGACCAUAUUCCCGUCGGUGUGGGAUCGAAGGGAAUCAUUCCGAUGAACGCACACGAUCUGGAGGAAGCACUGGAGAUGGGCAUGGAUUGGUCGCUGCGAGAGGGAUAUGUUUGGGCGGAAGAUAAGGAACAUUGCGAGGAGUAUGGAAGGAUGUUGAAUGCUGACCCCAGUAAAGUGAGCAUGCGGGCUAAGAAGCGAGGUUUGCCUCAGCUGGGAACGUUGGGAGCAGGAAAUCAUUACGCUGAAAUUCAGGUGGUGGAAGAGAUUUAUGACAAGUUUGCUGCCAGCAAGAUGGGAAUCGAAGAGCUGGGACAGAUUUGUGUGAUGAUUCAUUCGGGAAGUCGUGGUUUUGGCCAUCAGGUAGCUACCGAUGCUCUGGUUGAGAUGGAGAAGGCUAUGAAGAGAGACAAGAUUGAAACAAACGAUCGGCAGCUAGCUUGUGCUCGAAUCAAUUCGGUGGAAGGACAAAACUACCUCAAAGCCAUGGCUGCGGCGGCCAAUUUUGCAUGGGUGAAUCGUAGUUCCAUGACAUUCCUCACCCGCCAGGCAUUUGCCAAACAGUUCAACACCACUCCUGAUGAUUUGGACAUGCAUGUCAUUUAUGAUGUUUCGCAUAACGUUGCCAAAAUGGAAGAACACAUGGUGGAUGGUCGUCCUAAGCAACUGUUGGUUCAUCGCAAGGGUUCGACUCGUGCUUUCCCGCCGCACCAUCCGCUGAUUCCGGUUGAUUAUCAACUCACGGGUCAACCCGUUUUGAUCGGUGGUUCAAUGGGUACGUGCAGUUUUGUUCUGACCGGUACGGAAAAGGGUAUGGCCGCCACCUUCGGUUCGACAUGUCACGGAGCUGGUCGUAGCUUAUCUCGGGCCAAGUCCCGCCGUAAUUUGGACUACAAGGACGUUCUAAGGGACUUGGAAGCAAAGGGAAUCGCCAUUCGUGUUGCUUCGCCAAAGUUGGUCCAGGAAGAGGCACCGGAUUCGUACAAGGAUGUAAGGGACGUAGUGCAGACUUGCCACGACGUCGGGAUCAGUGCCAAGUGUAUCAAACUGAGGCCGAUUGCCGUUAUCAAGGGUUAAGGAAUUUUGAAGAGUCUCAAUUG